Messenger RNA from Trametes versicolor FP-101664 SS1, 1350 nucleotides. RefSeq lists its product as uncharacterized. Gene Ontology annotation, cellular component: plasma membrane. Gene Ontology annotation, biological process: cell division. The record is from RefSeq and is a predicted model, not a curated record. The transcript has 5 exons. The coding region runs from base 1 to 1350 and encodes 449 amino acids. Lineage: Eukaryota; Fungi; Basidiomycota; Agaricomycetes; Polyporales; Polyporaceae.
AUGACAGACACUCUCAUCACUAUCCCGGGGGUCACCGCGCAUCACAUCCUCGGCGAAGCCAACGUUACUCUCGGCGCAGGCGACCUCAACAUCGUGCCGGCGGUAGGAGGGAAAGACCUUACCUUGACCGUAGGAGGAGCCGCGUUUGCGCUAAAGAAGGGGGUUGAAUUCGGCACGCUCGAGGACGAUGCGCGGGCGUACGUGUUCUCUCCGGAGAUCGAAGGCGUUCCAGGCGGAUACGUGAAGCUCGGCUUGCCGGAGGGUGUCACGGAGGACGGUUCGCGACUGUCGGAGCUGCAGACACGGUUCGAGGAGAUUCUGAUCGAGCACGGGCUGCUGCAGCCCGCAGAGGAGUCGAGCGCGCGCCAGAAGAUCAAGGACGCGAUCUCUUCAAAGAACACCGCGUCCCUAGUAACCAUACCUGGCGCGGUUGCCGCGCAGGUUCUCGGCCAGGAAACGACCAUUCUCUCAGAAGGCGCCCUCUCGUUAGCCGUAAUCUCUCGGACAGAGGGAGAGUCUGUCGAACCCUUGUUGACCUUGACGGUCGGUAAGGCUACCUUCCCUUUAUUCAAAACGACAACAUUUGGCACACUUGCGGACGACUCGCGGACAUACCUGUUCACACCCCAAGUGGAGGGCGCUGUCAAAGGGCUCGUAGCCAUCGUACUACCGGAAUCUAUUGAGCAACCCGGGAACGACCUGGCGGAGCUGCAGAACGACUUCGAGCUCGCGCUCAUUGAAUACGGGCUGCUCAAGGACGGUCUUGAGGCCUCCGCAGACGAGGUCGGCCGCAGCGUGCGCGAAGACUCUGUGCGGCUCGCACAACGCGUCCGCGAGGCCAAGGAACUAUACCUACAAACACACCCACGCACGACUAACCCAGCGCGCUUCUCCAACACCACGCACAACGUGACAAGUAGCAGCGAGUCCGGCACCCAAUCUAUCGCAGACGCCGCGCGCUGGGUGUCCGGCGCCGUCACCUCCGCCUCGUCCUCCGCGGGCGCGUGGAUCGCGAGCACCUUCGUGCCCACGCGCCCCGAGGCGACCGCGCAGCUCGACGCCGCGGCCCGCGGUGCGUCUUCCAUUGCGCAGGGCGUGGUGGAGGGCGCGGGCGAGGUCAAGGACACGCUCAAGGACGCAGCGGGGGCGGUCGUGGAGAAUGACUAUGGGGCGGAGGCGCGCGGGGUCGUGGGUGGCGUCGGGCAGAGCGUGGCGAAUGUGGGCGCGGUCGCGGGGGAUGCGGCGACGGUGACGAGUGGGGCGGCGCUCGCGUUCGCUGGGUUGCAGGGCGCGGCGGGCAGGCAGGACGCGGAGCAGCGUGAAAUUGAGGGCGAUAGACACGAGACGUGA